AUGAACGCUAGUUAUAACCUAGACUUAGUUGAGCAGCGUUUAAUUCUCUUGGCUAUCCUUGAGGCUAGAGAAUCAGGCAAAGGAAUCAAUGCCAAUGAUCCUCUAACCGUUCAUGCUGAAAGCUAUAUCAAUCAAUUUGGUGUAGCUAGACAGACUGCAUAUCAAGCAUUAAAAGAUGCUUGUAAGGACUUAUUUGCACGCCAAUUUAGUUACCAAGAAAAACGUGAGCGUGGGCGAGCUAAUAUUACAAGUCGUUGGGUAUCGCAAAUUGCUUACAUUGAUGAAACGGCAACAGUUGAGGUUAUUUUUGCCCCUGCCGUUGUUCCACUGAUUACACGAUUAGAGGAACAAUUCACCCAAUACGAUAUUGAACAAAUUAGCGGUUUAUCGAGUGCCUAUGCCGUCCGUCUAUAUGAAUUAUUGAUUUGUUGGCGUAGUACAGGGAAAACACCUGUUAUUGAACUAGCAGAGUUUAGAAAGCGUUUAG
This is a messenger RNA of Ananas comosus (pineapple), 487 nucleotides long. RefSeq names its product replication protein-like. The record is from RefSeq and is a predicted model, not a curated record. The annotation marks the transcript as partial. Gene Ontology annotation, biological process: DNA replication initiation. Gene Ontology annotation, molecular function: DNA-directed DNA polymerase activity. NCBI's taxonomy places the organism in Eukaryota, Viridiplantae, Streptophyta, Magnoliopsida, Poales, Bromeliaceae. The transcript has a single exon.